This is a messenger RNA of Lachancea meyersii CBS 8951, 4326 nucleotides long. Lineage: Eukaryota; Fungi; Ascomycota; Saccharomycetes; Saccharomycetales; Saccharomycetaceae. The record is from the annotation of a GenBank genome assembly.
AUGGCGUAUUAUAAGAGCACUCCUAAGUCGGGCCUGGGGUCUCAAAUGCUCGCUGCUACUCCCAGAACGGCGUUCAAAAUUGCACAUCAGCGGGUGUCUAUAGACGUCGAUAUAUCGACCCAUUCGUUAAGUGCGUGUGCAGAGAUCAUACUGAUACCUCUGAGUGACAAGCUGGAGUAUGUCACGCUCGAUUGCAAAGAAAUUAACAUCACAGGUGUCAUUGUCGAGAAUAGACGAUGUGAUAAUUACAUUCACGACGACCCUUUCCGGUGGUAUGCGGACAAAUACAGCAGUGGGAAACUUUCCGAGUCACCGCUCUUCGAUAACAACUCGGUCGAGCAAGCGCAUUUCCUUCGAAACAAAUUUGCAGAGCUCAAUCCGCCCUCAGAAACGUCUGAUGCCACCCGUUCGCAACUAACAAUACGCAUCCCACCCUCCGUCAAAAUCACACUCCAAGAGGCAAACGCGAUAUCCUCGUUCACGCCAAUCACGCCUUCAAUUCGUACCCCCGCUCAGGACACCAUUUAUUCCCCGAUCACAAUCAAAAUCAAUUACCAGCUUCAGAACCCAACGAAUGGACUUCAAUUCGAUACAUCCCGUGAGCAGCAUUUGUGGACAGCGUGUACUACCAAUACCGAGUGGAAUUCGAGUGCUUCGCACUGGCUGCCGUGUGUGGACACCAUGGAGGAAAAAUGCACUUGGGAACUUGAGUUCAGUGUCCCUAAAAAAGUGAAGGACAUCGGAACCAGUAACGUAAUAGGGGCUACUGAACCUAAGAAACGGAGGCUUCGAGACGAUAAUCCUUAUAGUAAAGAUGUGGCAGAUCAAUUCAAUGACCAAGAUGAGAUGCACUCAACAAGACACCGUUCGAGUCGCAAUUCCGUAGGCGAACACAAUGAAGAUGACGACGACGACCUCGAUGAGGAGGAAGAAGAAGACAAUCCCCUGAAUAGGGAUCUGGUUGUCUGCGCUUCAGAAUUCUCCACGGGUAAAGAAGCACCACACCCAACAGAUUUGUCAAGGAAGCUGGUAUCUUUUCAAAUCUUCAAUCCAGUAGCGCCACAUCAUAUUGGUUGGGCUAUUGGCGCUUUUCAAACGUGGACUUUACCCCAUAUAAAGGCUCAGGGUGAGCCUGAAGAUGAAAGCGAUGAACCAAAUGCUAUCUCAGAAACUCAAGACGACGAGGAGAGAGAUAUUAUUCCAAUACAAAUUUAUACACUACCAAGUCCCGACAUUGACGAGAGAACGAUUCUAAAUUCAACUUUAGUCACCCAAGAAAUUCUGGAUUUUUAUGCCAAAGAGUUUGGAUCGUAUUCCUUCACCUCUUAUUCCCUCCUGUUUCUACCCUCUAUUCCUGACGAUUCGAUGGAUUUUGCAAGCACAACUUUUUGCAACACAAGGCUUCUGUAUCCUCCUGAAGUAAUAGACCUUACAUUUUCAACAACUGAUAAGUUGAGCUGGGCCUUGGCAACCCAAUGGUCUGGGGUCAACGUAACGCCCCUCGAACUAAAUGACAUAUGGUGCUGCAUUGGAAUGGCGGGUUACAUGGCUUUGCAAUUUUCCAAGCAUUUAAUGGGUUUGAACGAAUUCAAAUAUAGGGUCAAAACUUUAUCCGAGCGAGUAGCUGACCGCGAUUGGGAAAAACCACCAAUGGCUGGCGCUUUUGCACAUGCAUCAAUGCCUGUCACAUCGCUCUCCAAGGAGUUAGAAUUUAUAAAACUAAAGGCACCGAUUGUUUUAUACAUCCUAGAUCGCAGGAUGACUAAAACUGAGCGAUCUUUUGGUAUGUCUCGUGUUUUACCCAAGAUCUUUUUACAAGCGAUGUCCGGAGAUCUGCCCAACAGCACUCUUUCAACAUCGCAUUUUCAGCAUGUUUGCGAGAGAGUUAACAAAAACAAGCUUGAAAACUUCUUUAAAGAGUGGAUAUUCGGAUCUGGUGUCCCAAUCUUUAGAAUUACUCAGCGUUUCAACAAGAAAAGAAUGGUCGUGGAAAUGGGAAUCCGUCAAUGCCAAGUGCAAGAGAUAGCUCAAGAUAAAACAGUAGGCGCCGAAGGUUUCCAGUCUAGCGCACUGAGCCACAUAUCCUAUCCGAACACAAAUUUGACACCGGUUUUCACUGGUUCCAUGACUAUUCGAAUUCAUGAAGCCGAUGGUACUCCGUACGAGCACAUCGUCGAGCUUAAAGACACCUUUACGAAACUUGACAUACAAUACAAUACGAAAUACAAGAGGCUCAAAAGAAGGAGAAAAAUCAACAAAUCCGCGAAGCAAGAAGGCAAAGAUCAAACUCCUUUCGAGACCGCCGAGGUCGCGGGUCCGGAUGAUGAGAAUGAAGAUGUUGUCCUGGUAAACUGCCUUGGCGAUGUGUUAACGAGUGCCAAAGAUUGUCAACAAUGGAAUCUUACCGACCCUCUUAUGACCAGCGAGGGUGACGAAUUUCAGCAGCAAAAUGAAGCAUUUGAGUGGAUCAGAAUUGAUGCUGAUUUUGAAUGGGUUUGCAAAGUCUAUAUCAAUCAGCCCGACUACAUGUUCGCGUCGCAGUUGCAACAAGAUCGAGAUGUCGAGGCGCAGAUCGACAGCAUAAGGUUCUUUCAAGACGUGGUAAUAAACUCAAAUGUGAACUCUCUCGUUUAUUCAUCCAUCCUGACCCGAACGGCGAUGGACGAUAGAUAUUUUUAUGGUGUGAGAAUUGAGGCUUGUAAAGCAUUAUCCAACUUCAAGGUUGCGCAAGCCAACUCCGGGGAAUUUAUGGGAGGUGCCAAGCACUUGAUAAAGAUUUUCCAGCACUAUUUCUGUUACGAAAACUCCAACAUCCCCUUCAAUAAUGAUUUCUCUGACUAUCAGCGUUAUUUUCUGCAACGAGCCAUCCCUCACCUUUUGUCGCAGGUGAAAAACGAUAAUGAUCUAUGUCCGCGGUUCGUUAAGCGUUUCUUACUCAACAUUGUUAGAUAUAACGAAAACGCAGAAAACAGUUAUGACGAUACGCAUUAUGUCGUAAACCUAAUCACCAGUACCGUUACGAGCGCCCUUAAUGACACUGAGGAUGUGACUUUUUAUCGCGAUCUGCUCCAUGAGCUGCGCAGGUUCAAGAAUCUCGAUCAAUGGAUUCCAUCUUAUCAACUGCUGGUCACAAAUUGCAUCAUUAAUCAACACUUGAGACUUGCAGUCGAUGGCUUCUAUGUCUACGAGGACAUCUCACAGAUACUUGAAUAUACCGUGAAGGACAGCCCUCACACCUCUGCUGCAAAUUGCAUCCACUUCCGCGAAGGAGUCCAAGAUUUACUGUUAACUUCCUUUGAAAUUCUUCUUGUGCAAGGAGGUAUCAAGAACAGAGAAGCGUUGAAGCUAUUUUUUGAGCAUAUGCUGCUACACCCUGAUCCAUAUGUCAGGGUGAAACUGCCGGGCACUCUUGUUGACGCCAUUGAUUUUAUAGCCGAUAAGCGAUACCUCGAAGACCUUGACGACGACUUUGAGAGCCUACACGCAACCGUGAAUGCAGUUUUUGACGGUGGAGCUGCUGGACUGGGAGAUACAAACUUGAUUGUUGAGAGCUUCAGCGCGGAAACGGCCAACAAAAGAGAAACUCAGUUGAGAGGGACAAUAAAUGGGCUCGUGACACUCAUGCGUCGUAAAUUUGCCUCUUAUGAGCCUUUGAAGCAGAUAAUUUGGGACGUCCUGCAUUCCCCUUUGGCGAGCUUAUACCAAAAAAAGUGCUUAUUCGAUUUGGUACGAGUCAUAUACCAGAUGGAGGACCGGUUCUGCGUGAGACUUGCAAUCCCAAGGGAUCGCAAACUCGUUGCUAAACAUGUGGGUAACGGCAUAAUGCAAUUGCGGCGAGAGGGCAUUCUGAAGGUUCAUUUGGCUCCAAAAAUUAAGAUUAAUGCGAAACGUAAGCCUGCAGCAGUUACCCCCAAACCCUCUGUUUUGAAGGUCAAAUUGACUGCUGCAAAUGCUGCAAAUGCUGCAAAUGCUGCAAACGCUGCAAACGCUGCAAACGCUGCAAGCGUGACAGACGUGGCAGACACUACGAAAGCCACUACGGCUACAAAUGCCAAAAAGCCAGCGUCGCCGACAAAACCGCGAGGAAAUCCAAACUCUGUCGUUCCGCCAUCUCCGAAAAGAAGCAACAAAGUGGUCAAAAGUUCCAUCACCAAAUUGGGUUCUCUGCCUCUCAGAUUCGUCAGAAUCUCUCCCAAGAGGCAUGCCGUGGAUAUUUCGGCAGCCUCAUUCAACGACAACGUCAGUAUCGUAAAAUCCAACGCUAGAUCACUGGUCGUCAAAAUUCGAACUACAUGCAAGCAAACGGAUCAAAAAGACCAUUUGUAA